This is a messenger RNA of Prunus avium (sweet cherry), 1085 nucleotides long. Its product is annotated as rac-like GTP-binding protein ARAC4. The record is from RefSeq and is a predicted model, not a curated record. Gene Ontology annotation, biological process: small GTPase-mediated signal transduction. Gene Ontology annotation, molecular function: GTPase activity; GTP binding. NCBI's taxonomy places the organism in Eukaryota, Viridiplantae, Streptophyta, Magnoliopsida, Rosales, Rosaceae.
UUUACCUCCUUUUGCCUCCAUGACAGCUCAAAUUAAAGUGAUCUCAAUAAUCACCUUCUUUUCCCUUCCCCUCAAAAAGCUUCAACAAAUUUUGUACAACCACCAUCACAUAAUGAGAGAGAAACACUGAGACAAUUGGGUUCCAAGAAAAACAUCAAGAGAGAGAGAGGUUUUAAUUGCUUCAUUACUUGUGUGUACAUGUGUAGCCAAGCCAUAUGGCUAAUGUUAAUACUAGAACAACAACAGGAGGAGCAGCAGCAGCAGCAGCAGCAGCAGCAGCAGCAUCAACUUCAAGGUUCAUCAAAUGUGUGACAGUUGGAGAUGGAGCUGUUGGGAAGACAUGCCUUCUCAUCUCUUACACCAGCAACACUUUCCCUACUGAUUAUGUUCCAACUGUUUUUGACAACUUCAGUGCCAAUGUCUUGGUUGAUGGGCAGACUGUAAAUCUGGGUCUCUGGGAUACUGCUGGUCAAGAAGAUUACAACAGGCUGAGGCCACUGAGUUACAGAGGAGCUGAUGUUUUCCUUCUUGCCUUUUCCCUCAUAAGUAGGCCUAGCUAUGAGAACAUACCAAAGAAAUGGGUCCCUGAGCUGAGACAUUAUGCUCCAUCAGUGCCUAUAAUUCUGGUGGGGACCAAACUAGAUCUGAGAGAGGACAGACAGUUCCUAAUGGAUUACCCUGGGGCAUGUACCAUCUCAACACAACAGGGUGAAGAUCUGAGAAAACGAAUAGGAGCUGUGGCAUAUAUAGAGUGCAGCUCAAAGAAACAGCAGAAUGUGAAGACUGUUUUUGACGCAGCUAUCAAGUUGGCUCUGCAUCCUCCAAAGUCCAAGAAGCAAAAGAGAAAUUUGAACAUCUGCAGAGUUCUUUAAUCUCUCACUCUCUGUCUCUCCUUGACAGCUUCUUUGACACUUUUGUUCAUUCUUUUCAACCCUCUUUUUAUUUCUGGGUGCUUCCUUCUCUUUUCUGGGAGAAAAGUGUGCAAUAUUCAUUGUGUUUUUUUUCUUCUUCACUUGAUUAUGAUGUUAUUGGGUUUGGGGUAAAUCAUGGUGGACCAUUUUUAAAAAUAGUAUGUGCUCAAAUAA